This is a messenger RNA of Lineus longissimus, 1769 nucleotides long. RefSeq lists its product as uncharacterized. Lineage: Eukaryota; Metazoa; Nemertea; Pilidiophora; Heteronemertea; Lineidae. Gene Ontology annotation, biological process: negative regulation of MAPK cascade; protein dephosphorylation. The record is from RefSeq and is a predicted model, not a curated record. Gene Ontology annotation, cellular component: cytoplasm; cytosol. Bases 128 to 1468 code for a protein of 446 amino acids. Gene Ontology annotation, molecular function: MAP kinase tyrosine/serine/threonine phosphatase activity; protein tyrosine/threonine phosphatase activity; MAP kinase tyrosine phosphatase activity. The transcript has 2 exons.
GCUGUGAGAGAACGCCGCCGUGUUACUUUAGUGGUUGACGCUGCUGGAGGAAACUGUAUCUGGCUUGAUUUAGCCGUCCGUCACAGCAUACCUGGUAAUUCCGUCCACCUGAUGAUGACGACCGGUGAUGACGUGCGAUGUGCCCUCACUUGACCACAACAUGAGUGAUGCCAAUCGAAGGCCAAGGCUAUAUCGAAAGGACAAUUUCGCCAAGGGUUUAGACUUGCUCGAUACCACGAUGACAAAACCAACGAGACGACGACAAAGUGACGAUGAUGACGGUCAGGAGCGGCCAUUAUUCACAGAUUUGCCGAAAACAAAACCUGAGUUAGAGAUUGGUGCACUAAGCGAAGACGGCAUGACGCCGCGCGACAUCGUAACCCCGCCAAUCUUGAUUGAGGACACUUCUAUCAAAGCAGGGCCAAGACGGGGAUCGCUAUCAGGAUUUCUACACCGAAAAAUGGCGGGAUUACAACAGAAAUUUUUCUCGGGCAAUGAGCCAUCACGAUUGAAUCCAAAAUCUAAAUAUCUACUGGGGUCCUGUCCAAAUCUUGUGAUGGGGAUCCAGACCCUUAAACCGAAAGCUCGAAACUGCAGGUCGUCUGAUGGGCGUGUUAUAAAGACUGCACCGUCACCGGAAGGAUCUAAUGAGAAUAUUGGAUCUCAGGAGAAACUUGUAGGACUGACCUCUUUGACUGUACCCGAUGUUUUUGUCACAUCUAAAACACAUUCAAGGAAUAUCACAAGUGAAGACAUCCGUGUGCAGAGCUCUAGUUCACCAGAUUUAGGAGGCAGAGACCCGAAACGACAAGCUGAACUCAAACAACAGCAGUUUCAAAAAAACAAAUCGCAAAGUUUGUCUGUAGUCAUUUUCGAAUGUUUGGAAUCGGACAGUAAAGGAUAUUUCAAAGACGCCAAUAUAUCGGAAAUUUUGGAUUUUCUGUAUAUGGGGAAUAUAGAAUCGGUUUACAAUGAGCAUUUACUGUGCAGGCUUGGUGUAGAUCGUGUGGUUGACCUCAGCAACAAACGUCCGGAUGAGGUUCCGUCCAAGAAGAAGUCCAUCUGUCCGUGCACGUGUCCGUCCAAACAUGUCCAUUCAAGAGCAAAACUGUGUAUAAGCGUGGAAGACAUUGAAGAAGAGGGAAUAGAUAUUUAUUUUCGCGAAAUAAACGUUUUUUUGGAGGGAGCCCGUAAAAUGAACAAAAAAGUUCUCGUAGCUAGUUAUUUGGGCAAAUCGCGUUGUGCGGUUGUGACUAUACAGUACCUGAUGGCGUUCCAUGGGAUGCACCUUAGACGCGCAUAUAACUGGGUGAAAACCAGGAGGGAUUGUAUUCAGAUAAAUCCUGGAUUUCAAACCAUCCUUGAACAGUUGGAGGAGCAGUUUUACCCGGGAACGAUGAAGUCCAUGCAGUUUAAAGACCUUGUAGGCAAUGAAUUGGCAAGGAGAACCGCUUGGACGGAGACUUGAUUUAAUUGAGAUUUCGCGUGAUUCGCGUGCCUUUCCCGUAAAAAUGUCAACUUUUGCCCGAUGUUACAUUUGAUGACACCACUGCGGCCCACUGCAUCAGCUAGGAUUCUUGCUGAAGUCUCGUUAAAGGAACAACUUGGGGGUGGGAUUUACCUAUUAACCAUGCGCCGCCACUUGUAUUAUCACACUAUAGGCCUAAUGAUUUUUCGCCAGAGUUACGGGGCAGUUUUGGACAUGGCUUGUGAAUUUUGCAGUAUGUUUGUUCUUUUUCUGGUUCAUCAUUAAACUAGUUUUUUCUGAA